AUGCUUACAUUACAACGCGAGUCCAUACAUAAGAAUAUUAACAACGCGUUACCACUGAAGCAAUCGUAUGACUACAUCGUGAUCGGUGCCGGUAGUGCCGGUGCCGUAGUCGCCAACCGGCUCACCGAAGACCCAAACAUACAGGUGCUGCUACUGGAGGCUGGCGACCCUCAGACCUUUAUCACCGACAUGCCUGGUCUGGCCAUACCUCUAUGGAAAGACAUUCCGUUAUUUGAUUGGGACUAUAAGACUGUUCCUCAGAAAUACGGACUGUCUCUUAAAGAGCCGGGUGUUUUUGGGGAACGUCGUGGUAAGGCUAUUGGCGGCACCUCCACUAUUAAUGGCAUGAUUCACGUGGUGGGCAAUCGGCUGGACUAUGACGAGUGGGCCCAUAAGUACGGCGCUCAGGGCUGGUCUUACGCCGAUGUGUUGCCCUAUAUUAAGAAACUCGAGAAUAAUAGCGAUCACCGACUGUUGGCACAGAAUUCCGGAUAUCACGGCACUAAAGGACCCAUAGGCAUCAUAUCCGACCCUAACCCUGCACCAUUGUUAGUGAAAUUUCAAAAGGUGUACAACGAGUUGGGCUAUGAGACCCUGGAUAUUAACGGCCCCAAGCAGUUGGGCACAGCAUUCACUCAGAUGACAGUGAAAGACGGGUUCAGGUGCGGCACCGGCAACGGCUAUCUCGACCCCAAUCGGCACCCAAAUAAUCUGCACAUAUUAUCGCACGCAUUGGUCACCAGAAUUAGGUUUUCCAACACUAACGGCGAGAUAUCAGCCACUGGUGUCGAGUUUAUCCGUCGCGACCAGAAAUAUAAAGUCAACGCUAACAUCGAGGUGGUCGUCAGCGCCGGUGUAUUCAAUUCGCCACAACUACUCAUGUUGUCGGGUAUCGGACCCAAAGCACACCUCCAGUCUCAUGGCAUACCUGUGGUGAAGGACCUACCAGUUGGCAACAACCUGCAGGACCACCCGAAAGUGGUUUUUCAAUCAGUGAUCCGAGACCAAGACGCCCAACCCCGGGAACCCGAACUAAAUGUACAGCAGUUGCAUGAGUUCGCCGCCUACCGUCGGGGCCCGUUAGCCAGUUACACGUGUUUGUACACCUUUUUCAAUACCAAGAGUAAUGCCAUCACUCAGUGGCCAAACAUAGUUUUGGCCGCUUUUGUGCAGAAAAUGAAGAAUAAUUUAACAGAAGUUUGUGAGAAAUACGGCGAAAGAGUGGAUGAAUGGAAACAGUACUACAGACCAUACCUGGGUAAAUACUACAUUAGAGCGGACGCCAACCUUCGCAAACCCCGGAGCUUUGGUUCGGUACGGCUAUCAUCGGCCGACCCGCGGGCCAAACCCCUAAUUGAUCCCAACUUUUUCGACGUCCCCCAAGAUUUUACCGAUUUGGUGGAGGCGGCAAAGUUUUUGCUAUACAUACUUAUGGAGUCCCCCAUCGCCAAGUACCUCGACUUUAACCACAACCCUAUACCCGGCUGCUCCCUGUGCCCGGACCGGCCCAUGUAUGCGUGCGACUCGUAUAUCAAAUGCUAUAUCCGACUCAAUGGCGAGAAGGAACUCCAUCCGGUGGGCACCUGUCGUAUGGGCGCCCCUGAGAGGCAAGACGUAGUGGUCGACCCCCAGCUUAAAGUGAAAAACGUGUGUCGACUGCGAGUGUGCGACGCCUCCAUAAUGCCUACCGUUCCCAAUGGGAACUCCAAUACACCGGCUAUUAUGAUUGGCGAGAAGUGCGCCGACCUACUCAAAGACGACUACUAUUCCAAGCGAAACAUACCGUCCGGUGGGGCACCGGUAGGCAUGACAAGUCACUCGACACGAGUGAAUCACUAGUAGUUUGUUAUGUAA
This is a messenger RNA of Oppiella nova, 1854 nucleotides long. NCBI's taxonomy places the organism in Eukaryota, Metazoa, Arthropoda, Arachnida, Sarcoptiformes, Oppiidae. The record is from the annotation of a GenBank genome assembly.